CAUCAAAACCACCAUAUUAACACACACAUAAAUCCCUCAUCCCCCAUCACCAAACACCUUUUCUUCAACCCAUCCCAAAAAUAAACACCCAACCCAAAUCCAAUCCAAAAUGGGCCACCCAGCACCCUCCCCCUCCGACGAACCAACCCCACCCUACGAAGAAUCCCCCAACACCAACAACCACCACCACCAUCUUCCCCACCAGGUCCGUCCCCACCAAGCCUUACCAAACACCUCCUACCCUGAAACCCCAAACAUAACCCAUCAAAACAUAAUAAUACAGUACAUCGAACUCCCCCAAACAGACCUCGAAACCGGACCCAACCACAGCAGUAACAGCAACAGCAACCCCCACGAUCACUGCGCAGCAUGCGAACGGAUCAUCGCACGUCAAGAAAGAAGACACGCUCAGAUGCAUUGCUGUCGGAUGGUAGCGGUGGUGUUUAUUGUGUUGCUUAUCUGUUUGAUGGUUUUGGGGAUUGUGAUUGCUAGGGCUGCGGCGGGGGGGCAUCAUUAAGCUCGAAGGGGAAUUUGUUGGGGGGGUUUGGAGGGAGGUGUUUUGUGGAGUAGAUAUACUUGUACUUUGGUUGGGGUCUUUGUUUUAUAUUGGAAUUGAAUUUGAUUGGAUUUAUUGGGAUGCGUUGCUGGUGGUGAGAUGUCUCAAACUUCUCAUGAUGGGUGUUGGGGUGAAGGGGGGGAGUAAAAGUCUACUUUUCUUUCUUUUUUCCUCCUUGUUCAUGUAGGUAGUUUUUGUUUGAUGAUAAAUUUUAUCAUUCCAAUUUAUAGAGUAGAUAUUGGA
Molecule: messenger RNA, 799 nt
Organism: Aspergillus sclerotioniger CBS 115572
Lineage: Eukaryota; Fungi; Ascomycota; Eurotiomycetes; Eurotiales; Aspergillaceae
Exons: 1
Coding region: 110-517 (135 amino acids)
Source: RefSeq, a predicted model, not a curated record